AAAAUAAUAUCACCCCUCCGAGUUGUUUUUUAUUUAAAAAAAAACAUUGCAAUGGGAACUUUAACCAAACUAUUUGCAGCUCUUUCAAUAUCACGUCAACUGAUGAAAACAUCAACAACUCUUGGAGUAAUUUCUCAGUUUCAACGUUCACAUAAGUUUGUUGUUAUACCGGAACCUGGAAAGGGCCAUAAACAAUUUCGAAGAAUAGUUCAUUAUCCAAAAGAUGGAAAGUACACAGUGAAACCAUUAGAUAAUACACAUUUAGCUGGCAGAGAUCCUGUUACCGGCAGGAAAGUUGUACAAGGCCUUGGUGGUGGAGUAAAACAUAAAUUUCAUUGGAUAAAAUAUGAACGAGAUGGACCUUCAGGAGAAGGUGAAGUUCAACUUGAAAAAGUUUUAGAUAUCAUUAAAUGUGGAUGUCGUACAGCCCAUGUCGCUCUUGUUGGUGUAGGCGAUGAACUAAAGUAUAUAUUGGCAACAGAAAAUAUGAAACCAGGUGACAUACUGAAAACAUCAAAGUUUAUUCCGAGAAUUCCGGUUCGAGCUAACGAAGGCGAUGCAUUUCCACUUGGUGCUCUUCCUAUUGGAACUAAAGUUCAUAGCAUUCAAGCUCAUCCCGGUGAAAUGCGUCAUUAUGUGACUGCAGCAGGAACCUUUGGAACAAUUUUAAGGAAGAUUGAUGACCGAAUUGUUAUACAGCUUCCUACGAAGAAAGAAUACGGUUUUCUCCAAAAUUGCAUGGCAACUGUUGGAAGAUUAUCAAAUGUCGAACAUAGCUCGAUACAUUUAGGAACACCUCAACGACUUCGUGAACUUGGUUAUCGACCACGAUCAGGCUGGUGGCAAAGGAAAAGUGGACGUCAUGGAAGGAAAAUUAAGCGUUUGCCACCAAUGAGAUUAAUACAACCAGCAAAAAUUGAGAAUAAUCCUGGUUGGCCAGAGAAAAUUUGUCUUCAAUGUGUACAUCAAGUUUCAAGAUGCCACUCGUUUAAGAAGAGAAUUGAAAAAUCUGACGAACAACUUAAGCAGUAUAUAAAAUCACUUACAGUCGUAGUUGAAGAUCCAACAAUGAAAGAAAUGAGAGUUCCUGAAGUCAAACAACAACCAAUCCAACAACAGCAACAACCACAAAUACAAGAAAUACAAAUCCAAAGACCAGAAACUCAUCCGCUUAUUAUAGCCAAUGUUCUUAAUAAUCCUUCAACAAUGCUAAACAGUGGACAACAAUUAAUACAAACACCAAAUGGUCAAAUAAUUCAAGCUCAAAUUGGACAAUUUAUUCAGGGUCCAAACAACACAAUUCAAAUGAUUACUACAAAUCCAACAAAUGUAGCACCGCAGCCUCAAUUACUUCACUUAAGACAAGAACCAGAAAAUAGAUGUGAACUAAUUGUGCAACCAUCAGAAAUGUCAGAGCCUCAUUAUUUUGAAGAAAUUCCAGUUGUUGUUCAAUCAGCUAAUGGCCAACAAACAAUCCUCAAUCUUCCUCAUCAUCAAGUGCAAGCACUUCAACAACAAAUCGCUCAAUCAGCGAACAACAAUCAACAUCAUCAGCAUCAACAGCAACUUCAACUUCAUCAGCAUCUCACAAAUACUGUCGCAUCUCAAAAUACUUGUACAUCUGAACCCGAUGAAAUAGAAAUUCAUGAAGUUCAAGAAUAUGAAGAUUUUGGAUGUGAUGAUAUGGAGGAAAUUGUGAAUGAAGAUGAUCAAGAGCCAGAGACAACUCAAACAACUUACAUUGUGCAAACAAUUCAAGAGGAAAGUUCAGAAAACUCAGAUUCUGAUGACAAACAAUUACUCGCGGAAUUUCUUGCACAACAAACACACAGUGAGCCAGGAAAGCAUAAAUGCAAUCUAUGCAAUCAGGAAUUUAAACACCACAAAUGGCUUCAUAGUCAUAUGAAAUCAAUUCAUAUCAAUUGGAUUAAAGCCAACUGUAAGAAACAACCUCAGUGCACGAUUUGUGGUAAAAGUUUUCGUGGUCCUGGAAUGCUUAAAAUGCACAUGAAGACACAUGAAAAAGAAAAUAAACUUCCAACAUGCAGUAUUUGCUCGAAAGAAUUCAAAUCAAAGUCAAUUCUUUAUCGACAUCGAGCGACACAUUUCUCGAAUCAAAGACAAUUUAAAUGCAACAUCUGUGACAAGAAUUUCUCAUCAAAUUAUCAACUCAAUGCUCAUAUUCAGCGACAUCAGAAGAAUCAUCAAUGUGCACAUUGUGAGAAGAAUUUUUCGAAUGCUUCGGAUUUGAAGCUAGAAAAUAAAUCCCGAAUGGGAGCAGCAUCAAAGCUGAUACAUCGUAAGACUUCAGCGGAGAUUGUGAGUGAAGCAAGAAAUAGUUUAAUGGCUGGUGGAAGUGUAAGACUCGUUUCAACACGAAGACCAAUAACCCCGAAUGUUAACAAACGACAAUUAUAUGGAAAAGACGGUCCAGCAGGUCGUCCACCAAGUGCAUUUAAUUUAAAGUAUUUGCAAUAUGAAACGAGAGCUUUACCAUGUCUUGAACCCAUCAGUCAAAUGGCCGAAGAGUUACACAAGAAAAUCGAACGAUCAGGUUCACUUGGAACAAUCUACGAGUCAAAUUUAAAGACGAAACUUCCAGCACUUGUCGAGUCACCAAGAGAGACAGUUGCGGGAUCUUUAGAAAAUUGUAAUUGGCGCGCAUUAACGAAAAUCGAUUAUUUUCUUGUCGUUUUCCCUUUUUGUGGCGUUCCUUCCGCAGUAAGAGAAUCAAUGCCGUUGAAGAAAGGAAGUUCAGUUUCGUUGCCGGACGGUACAAUUGACAUCAAUGAACAUACAUUAAAACGAAAGCAGCCAUCGUCUUUUGAUGAUAAAACUUUCAGUGAUGUUAUUGACGUUAAGAAUGAUGAUAAGACAACAAACGAUUUUGUAAGAAAUCGACUGAUUAGAUCAAAUGACUUACUCACGCAAACAUCGACCGAAGUUUUACUUGACUUACUCAAGGAAUAUUCUGGGGUUAAAGAAUGUUCAGAAGAGACACAAACACAUCUUUACAUGAUUCUUUUGGAGCUUUAUUCACGUGUGAAGGAAACAAAAGGAAGUUGGCGUAGUGCAAUUUUAGGUGCACUUUACGGUCUUGUCGAAUGCAACUCACCAAAAAUUCUUUUGGCAGUUGCACGUGUUGUACUUGCGCUUGGUGUCACUGGAAGUAAUUUAACUGGCGCUUGUAAAUUGGUGUUUAAAGUUGCAAGAAAUGAAGUCAACGAUUCGCUUUUUAUUGAUUCGGAUGUUCCAGAACUUCUUGUUGAAGCAUUGGGGAAAGUUACACCAACAGCUGAUGGUGACCCGGAAGCAGCAAUUUAUGGAUAUGGUGCAAUAAGAUUUCUAGCGACAGCGAAUUCAAAUACUUUAAGUAAGAAAACGGAAAAUCCAGAAAGUAAAACAAUUAAAGUUUCCAAACAUAAAUCUUUGGCUUAUCGUCUUGUUAAACAUGGAAUUAUCCAACUGAUGAUCGUUCAUCUCCAAAUUUUAAAUGAGUUUGGAUCGACAGCAAAACUUUCAGGUCAACCACUUCAUGCACUUUAUCAGCUUUCGGGAGCUUUAAGAACGUUGAGUGGUUCGCCAAUAUUUGCACAAAUCAUCAACAUGAGACAUUCUCGUGCAUCAUCAAUCGAUGAAGAAGACACACAUUUAGAAAUUGCUGGAAAACAUUUGGUGCGUGCUGCAGAAAUUUGCAUGGAUGAGAUUGAAGUUCAAACGAAUAUAAUUCGAACUUUAAGCAUUCUUUCAGACAUUGAAUCAUGUUGUGAGUUUAUGUCGAGUGAUGCUGGAAGAUUAGGAAUUCUCUUCGGUGCGAUUGGUAUUAAUUAUGGCUCAGGAAUGCCAGAAAAGCCAUUAGCAGUCAUAAGUCGUCUCGGUUACAUUUUGGGGAAUAUUUUCGCUCGAUAUGAUGACGCGAGAUUAGAAUUUUUCAACAAUGACGCUUCAAUGGAAUACGUGCUUAGCACGCUUGAAUUCUACUCAAAUCAACGUUUCGAUAUUAAAAACAACAACGGCGAUACGGUAAUGGAUGCGCUUAUCAAACUGAUACGUGUAAUUGCAAACAUGAGUGUUAAUGCAGAAGUUGGUUAUGGUUUAGGUUUACGACCUCCAUUAGGAGUUGUUCUUCUCAAUAUUUUGCUAGAAGCGAAAGAGAUAAAAAGUGAUGAAGCAAUGGAACUUGUUUUAGCCACACUUGCAGCACUUCAUAAUCUGUCAUAUUACCAAAACACUUCUGAUGAAACGAUGAUCAAUCAUCCUGGAAGUAUUGUUGAGAGAACGAAAGAUAUCAGCGUGACACUUUGUCAAAUUCUCGAUUGGGGACCUCAACUUGCAAAAAACGAAGCUGCGAGAGUGCUUGGAAAUCUCACACGAAACUCAAUGGCAAGACAAUCUUUUUGUGCUGCUAAUGGAUUGAAAGUUCUUGUAAAAUGUCUUCAAUCUGAUGAUGGGGAGUUGGUGGAAACAUCUUGUGGUGUUCUUGUGAAUCUUCUUGGCGAUUGGGAACGUCGGCAGCCAUUCAAAGAACUUAAAGGAAUUCGUCUUCUUAUUGACAUUCUUCAAAAGGCAGCAACAGAUGGAAAUUGGCUUUUAACUGGAAUUGUUUGCCAAGCCUUUUGGAAUUUUGUGAUUGACAGCAGUAACGUCAUUGACAGUUUAGGUGACAAAGAAGCUGACAUAUUGGCACGUGAUUUGGCUGAUUAUUUAGAUGAAGAGAGAAUAUUUGAAGGAAAUCUUCCAGAUCCGAUGUGGGAGCAAUUUGCGCAAGUUGCUACUGAUCUUCUCGAACGUCUUCAAUCUUGCAUGUCACUCAACUCAACACCUGUUGGAAGUUUCGAUUAUGGUGAUGAUGAUGUGGAUCUUGCAAGAAAUUCAUCAACAUACAAAUAA
This is a messenger RNA of Clunio marinus, 4890 nucleotides long. The record is from the annotation of a GenBank genome assembly. NCBI's taxonomy places the organism in Eukaryota, Metazoa, Arthropoda, Insecta, Diptera, Chironomidae.